UCACUAAUGGCGGAGGAAACACCGAAAUUCCUUCUUUCCUACUGGACUCUGUUUUUUAUUUAUUUUUUUGCUGAAUUUCUGUCGGUUUUGUUGUUGGUCCAUUUAGUCACUUCCGGUCCAUUUGAGCCUUUAAAAGUGUUUCCUUUGACUCAUUUAAAGGGCGGAGUCGUUCUUUCAGCUGACCCGAUGACCCACGGGAUGCAGCGUCAGAAUAGACACGCCCCAUGACGUGGGGCGGAACCAGAAGUUUGUGUGCUGUAAACCCGUAAACUGAUCAAGGUCCCGAACUUACAGACCCACGGAGCGGUUCUUCCUCCUCCUCACUCAGCUCCGGGUGAGUUCCUGCCGUGAGGGCUCAAACACAGGCGGGUUAAACCGCGGAACCGGUUCCGCCAUCCCCGUCAAGACGAUUAGAACUUCCUCCCGACAAUGAUCUCAUGUGUUUUUCUCCGCGAGGAAGUUCGCCGGCGGACUGACUGACUGACAGGAGAUCGAGAGGAUCGUGUCCAAAACAUUUGGAUGAACAUCUGCAACAUCUGACAGGAGACGAGGUGCGGUAGCUGCUGAGAUGGAGCCUUCAUCAGGCUGGGAUGGGCCUACCUUUCAGCCCCUGGUGGUGCUGGAGCUGGCGUCCAACACCCCACAGGAGGCCGUGGCCUGGCUGCUGAGCAGGAUACGAGACGGCCAGCAGAAUGGAGGUGCCGAGUUGCUGGUGGAGCAGUUGAGCCCGGGAGCAGCUGAUGGUGGAGAAAAGGACAACCCCAACCUUUUUGUGGUGGGGGCGUCGUGGCAGAGGCUGCUUUGUGGAGCGGAGGACUGCGGCCUCUUUAAGGAGUACAGUGACGGCUCCAUGAGGGGCUUCACCUGCGCCAACCAGCACAGGUUUAAGGGCUUCACAGGGGCUGGAGAUGACUUCCUCAGCAUGGCUGAGUGUCAGUACAUCAUCAAACACCAGCUGGAAGCUCUGCGAGCCAAAGAUGAAACUCAUGUUCCAGGAUACAGCCAGGCCAAGCUCUACCCGGGCAAGUCCAUCAUUCGCAGAUUGCAGUCCAAAGGAAUCCUAGUGCAGAUGUUUCCCCUUCAUGACAAAGAAGAGCUGAAGAGACUUUCCUUCUCCUGGUAUCGAACCGUCAGGCUGUCCCUUCAGCCUCUGGAUGCCAUCAGACGUUACUUUGGGGAGGGCCAGGCGCUGUACUUUGGUUUUCUGGAGUACUUCACCAUUGCACUGCUGCCCAUGGCCGUCCUGGGUGUGCCCUACUACCUCUUUGACUGGGAGAACUACGACAAAUAUGUGCUGUUUGCUGUUUUCAACCUGGUGUGGUGCACAGUUCUGCUGGAGGUAUGGAAGCGGUACAGUGCUACCUUAGCCUACUGCUGGGGCACACUGAGCAGGAAGAAAGCCUUUGAAGAACCUCGACCUGGCUUUCACGGCGUCCUGGGUUUGAACCCCGUCACGGGCCGCAAGGAGCCCGUCUUUCCCAGCGUCAGCCGCCAGCUGCGGAUCUACCUGGUGUCUCUGCCUUUUGUGCUGCUCUGCCUGUACCUGUCUCUGUAUGUCAUGAUGAUCUACUUCCAGCUGGAGGGGUGGGCGCUCUCGGUGUACGACGAGGACCCCACCCUGUGGACAGAAGUGCUCACCUACAUCCCCAGUAUUGUCUACGCGGUGGUGAUCGAGGCCGUGAACCUGCUGUACAGAUACGCUGCUGAGUUCCUCACCGAGUGGGAAAACCACAGACGGGAAUCAUCAUACCAGAACCAUUUGGUCCUUAAAGUAUUAGUUUUCAACUUCUUCAACUGUUUCGCCUCACUGUUCUACAUCGCCUUUGUCAUGCAGGACAUGCUGCUGCUCAGACAGAGCCUGGCCACCCUGCUAAUCACCAGCCAGGUUCUCAAUCAGCUCAUGGAAGCCUUCCUGCCUUACUGGCUUCAGAGACGACGCAACAAAAAAAUGAUUCGCAAAGUUCUGAGGCGAAGAGCCAUCGAGGAAAAAGAGCUUCCUCUAGCAGAGCAGGUCCGACUGGAGGCUGAUAUGAGCACAUACCUGGGAACAUUCGAUGACUACCUGGAGCUUUUCCUCUUGUUUGGAUACGUCAGCCUGUUCUCCUGCAUAUACCCGCUGGCUGCUGUGCUGGUGGUGCUGAACAACAUCACUGAGGUCUAUUCUGAUGCCUUCAAGAUGUGUAAACUGUUCAAACGGCCCUUCGCUGACCCCGCUGGAAGCAUAGGAGUGUGGCAGCUCGCCUUUGAGACCAUCAGUGUGAUUGCUGUUGUCACCAACUGUGCACUGAUCGGAAUGUCACCACAAGUCAAAGCGUACUUCCCUGAGUCGGCCACGCAGCUCAUCCUAUGGACUGUGGCCGUUGAGCAUCUUCUGCUGGGGUUCAAAUUCAUCCUGGCCUUCCUCAUCCCAGAUGUCCCCAAACACAUCCGGGUCAAACUGGCCCAAAUAGAGUUUGAGUCUCUGGAGGCUCUGAAGAAAAAGAAAAUCCUGGAGGCCUCUAAGCCUGAUGCAGAGUAAGGAGGGGGGCGGGGCUCUCGUCUCGGAUGAGGAAUCACACCAACCGAAAGACGUGUGUUCUGACUGAACUGCACCCAUCCGGGACUUUGGGACUGUUCUCGCUGGGAUUAACGAAAAGGACGGAGGGAUUCAUCUGCUGUUACUUUACUGCAGGGCUGCGUGUGGAGGGUGGAGGAGGGGGGGUAUAGGGGGGUGGGGGGUUGCUGGAGCACAAUAACAAAAUGAAAUCCUUUCCCGGUUUGUGUUGAAUGUAAAGUGGGGAUGGGGGGUGAAGGGGGUGGGAGGGUCACCUCGAUGGACGGGAACCUUCUGGACUGAACGCUGCAGAGCUGCAACGCGGCUGAAGCUUCUGCGACUCUGAAGGUCCCUCAGAUCCCACCGGGGGAGGGGGCCAGCAUGAGCAUGUCCAUUUUAUCCUAAUAAAGCUGCUGAAGUCUCCUUCUGGAGCUGAAUCACA
This is a messenger RNA of Oryzias latipes (Japanese medaka), 2975 nucleotides long. RefSeq names its product anoctamin 10a (gene ano10a). The record is from RefSeq and is a predicted model, not a curated record. NCBI's taxonomy places the organism in Eukaryota, Metazoa, Chordata, Actinopteri, Beloniformes, Adrianichthyidae. Gene Ontology annotation, biological process: chloride transmembrane transport. Gene Ontology annotation, cellular component: plasma membrane. Gene Ontology annotation, molecular function: chloride channel activity.